UGCGACGGAAAUCUGCCGCAAAGCUGCCCGCGGGGAGCGAAGGGUCAGUCGUUUGUUUUCCGCUGGCCGCUUGUCUCCCGCGGCUGUCAUGAUGGACGUCAUGGAGUUGCCCAGGCCGCGCAUCAACGCCAGCAUGCUAGCUCGGUUCAUCGACAAGCCGGUCUGCUUCGUAGGGAAGCUGGAGCAGAUUCAUCCCAGUGGAAAAAUGUUUAUUCUUUCAGAUGGAGAAGGAAAAAAUGCAACCAUUGAGUUGAUGGAACCGCUUGAUGGAGAAAUCUCUGGAAUUGUGGAAGUAGUUGGAAAAGUAACGGCCAAAGCAACCAUUAUGUGUGCCUCCUAUAUCCAGUUUAAAGAAGAUAGCCAUCCUUUUGAUCUUGAACUUUACAAUGAAGCUGUGAAAAUUAUCCUUGAUUUUCAUCAGUUUUUUCCUUGGGGUGUGUAAUUGGAUUGAUCUUGAUGAAAUAUUUAUGACUGCAAAUAAAACUACAGUGAAGACUAUUAAAGGAAGCCCCUGUGAUCUCCAACAUCUAAUUUCUUCAAUUUAAUUCCAUACUUAAUAUUAGAUAUUCUAAUAUGCUAUUUUUGUUAGAACUGGUAUAUUGCCAGUUCUUACCUAAGCCCUCAUGAAGAGAAGAAAUUUUUACUUCUCCAUCAUAUGGCCAAAUAAGAUGCAGGAACAAAGCAAUUUCCUGAGUUUAGUUUUUUAUUAAUAAAAGUUAAACUGGUCUACACUUUUGCCUAUUUCAUUCUUAUUCUU
Talpa occidentalis (Iberian mole) is the source of this 757-nucleotide messenger RNA. It is a transcript of the gene RPA3, whose product is annotated as replication protein A3. Gene Ontology annotation, molecular function: damaged DNA binding; single-stranded DNA binding. Gene Ontology annotation, cellular component: nucleus; DNA replication factor A complex; site of double-strand break. Gene Ontology annotation, biological process: double-strand break repair via homologous recombination; base-excision repair; nucleotide-excision repair. The transcript has 4 exons. The coding region runs from base 89 to 442 and encodes 117 amino acids. The record is from RefSeq and is a predicted model, not a curated record. NCBI's taxonomy places the organism in Eukaryota, Metazoa, Chordata, Mammalia, Eulipotyphla, Talpidae.